AUGCCCUCCGAUACUCGAGAGGGUACCCCUCCCACAACCAGCGAUGGCCGAUCCCCAUCUCCCGGCGAGAAGCGCUCGGCUUCGGAGAUCACGGACUCUGACCCGGAAGGAGGCGUGAGCACCGUUACUGGGAACGCGCGCACGGGAAACGCUGCGUCCAAUGAAUCCACCUAUCCGACUCCUUCGAGCUCCGGCAAUAAGACCGAUUCCUCUUCCCCCCGCGAGCAAUCGGACUCGGAGACACAGAAUGCCGAUGCCUCGCCCUCGAUCGAUGAGCAAGUGGCGGAGGUGAACGAGCUGAUGGCCGAACCGAAGAAGGACGGACAGAAGGGGUACGUGGUCUCGAUGACUUGGCUCAAAAAGGUGCUCGCACGCUCGACCUCUCAUGCGGACCACACAAACGACUCAGAGGACAACAACAUCGGACCUGUUGACAACGUCGAUCUCGUGCUCGAUACCGACCCGGCCGCCGCCGGUUUCAAGGAUGAGGCCGGGGAGGUCUUUGUAUCUAUGCGCCCCGGCUUACACGAGACUGUAGACUUUGUGAUUGUGCCACAGCAAGGCUGGGAUCUGAUUAAGAAGUGGUACGGCUUGGCCGAGCUAUCGCCAAUAAUUGUCCGCUACGCCCACAAUGUCAGCCAACCUGGCGAUACCGCCAAAAUCGAAUACGAGCCUUAUCCGCCCAUCCUGUCCAUCAUCAAACUGACCAACCCGGCUGCGGGCACCACUCCGACCACAUUGAAGGAAAAAGACCUCCCUUCGGCGAAAACAUUGACCAGUCGCCAAACCAGUUUCCAGAAAUGGCUGAAGGAGGCCAAGGAAAAGGCGGGCAUCGACAUGUCCACCAAGGUCCGAGUUUGGAAGAUCGUCAAGCUUCCUCACAGCACAACCACAUCGGCUGCGGUAACCCCCGCUACCUCCCGUACCGCAUCCCCAGCUCCUCCUCCAUCGGCUCUCAUCCCCAGCACCGCAGAUAAGCUGCUCCUCGAUCUGAACGCUUUCCUCGGACUGUCGGAGGGCACCCACCGUGUGCUGCUCGAGCACGUCAAAGACGAAACCAACAAUCCCAAAUACAAUGGUCGCAUGUCAUUGGACAUUGCAGGUCUGGGCUCCGCGGAUCGUGUCGUUCUGGAAGAACAGGUUGGCGGGUCCAAGGGUGGAGAAUGGGUCUCCGAGGCUUCUGCCAAAACCUUAAAGCGUCUGGGUAUCCCCGUGGAACUCAAGCUUGACAACAAGCCUAGCGCUCUCACCCUCGCCACCAAAAGCCCUCUCUCGAGCGGUCGGUCUACACCCGUUGGAUGUGUCACCCCGAAGAACAUGUUUGCUCGCGGUCGAAAGGGUCGACGACCGAGAGUUCUGGGGUUGGACAACCUUGGCAACACUUGUUACAUGAACUCUGCGAUCCAGUGUGUGCGAAGCAUUGAGGAACUCACCUUGUUCUUCCUGAGUGGCAAGUUCAAGUCUGAAUUGAACCCUAGCAACAAGCUCGGCUGUGGCGGUGACGUUGCUAAGAAUUGGGCUGGCCUGCUCGCGGAUCUUUACAACCCAGAUGCCCCCACGAACUACACUAACCCCGGAAAGUUCCGCCGCUCUGCUGGUAAACAGCGCUCAGAGUUCGCCGGUUAUGAUCAGCAUGACAGUCAAGAGUUUGUGAUGUUCCUUCUGGAUGCUCUGUCUGAGGAUUUGAGUCGCAUUGGCCAAAAGCCUUACACUACCAUCCCUGACUCUACGGAUGAGAUGAUCCACGAUCGCAAGGCUCUGGAGGAGUUCGGCAAGACAUGCUGGGAUCUUUACGAGUCACGCAAUGCCUCUGUUAUCACUGACCUGUUUUCUGGCAUGUACAAGUCGACUCUAAUCUGCCCCGAUUGCCACAAGACGAGUAUCAUCAUGGAUCCAUUCAGCACUCUGACCCUGCCCAUUCCACCUGGUCCUCAGCCCAUGUCCCGCAAAAUCACAUUUGUGCCCCAGCAGGGCCCGCCUGUUUCCCUCAAUGUUCAACUUGACGCUUCGGACAGCUUGAAGACCUGGAAGAAUUUCGUCGGGGAACAGAUGGGCGUCGAUGGAGCUCGCAUCUUUGCCGCGGAGACCCACAGCAAUGCGUUCUGGAAAUAUUUCCUUCACGAUGACAGCUCCUUUGAGAGUCUCGAAACAGGCCCCCAUGACGUUCUCGUGUUCUAUGACUUGGGACCUGUCUCGGAGUCCAAUGAGGAUGAUGUUGUCGUCCCUGUCUUCCACCGCAGAACCGGCCCGCGCAAGAAGGCGACCUCGUCAGCUCUCUUUGGAAUUCCGUCAGUGAUUCGUCUAUCCCACGAUGAAGCAGAGGAUCUCGAAGCUGUUUACCGCAAGCUUCUCAAGCUUUCCAACAACAUGACGACACGCGAUAUUCUCACCCCAGAGAAGUCUGGAUCGGAUGACCACGCCGCCGACGACUCGGAUACUGUGGUCACCAAUGAGGAUGACGCACAGUCGGCCGAUUCCAGGGUCAAGACAUCCUCUGUUGAUGGCGAAGACAGCAUUGUGGAUAUUUCGAUGCACGAUGCCCAAGCAGCCAAGCCUGCUGAAGACACGGAGAUGUCGGGUUCUGACUCGGAAUCUACUAAGACCCCUAAGAAUCCCUUGACCGGCAAGAUUCCCGCGCACCUGUUGGCUCUUUUCGAUGCCAAGGUUCUCAGCAGCAAGAAUGGUUUACCCGAUGGCCGUAACGUCGGUGCUAAAGACUACCCAUUGCUUUCUUCCCGCAUUGCUUCCCCUCAAUCCUCGCGCAAGAACUCUGAUUCCGCGUCGCGUGCUUCCGCAGACAACAGUGACGGGUACUCUGACACGGAUGGCUCAGACGAGGAGCCCAGCCACGCCACGCAACUUCUUCGCCAGGGUGAUGCCCUUGUCCUUGACUGGAGCCCAGAGGGCCAUGACUCCCUCUUUGGCGGAAGACAACGUGAUUCUGAAGAAGGUCGUGGUGUGCCUACCUACAUCAGCCCCAAGAACGUCUAUGAUCACAUUUCGCAACGCCGAUCCUCACUCAAGAAAUCCUCCUCUGUGACUCUCGACGAAUGCCUGGACAUCUUCAGCAAAUCGGAAGUCUUGUCUCGUGGGGACACCUGGUAUUGCCCCGGGUGCAAGGAUCACGUCCAAGCUACCAAGAAGUUCGACUUGUGGAGAGCUCCUGAUGUCAUGGUCGUUCAGCUCAAGCGAUUUGGCCAACUACGUCGCCAUCACAGCAAGAUCAACACUGUCGUUAACUUCCCCCUGGAAGGUCUUGACUUGACCGGCCGAGUCCAAGGACCUAGCGAUGGAAAGAGCUUGGAGUAUGAUUUGGUCGCCAUUGAUAACCACAUGGGCUCCAUGGGUGGCGGUCACUACACUGCUUACAUCAAGGACUUCAUGUCUGGUGAUUGGUACCACUGCAAUGACUCGAGCGCGCGCCUUGUGACCAACCCGCAAACUAUGAUCGCAUCCAGCGCUUACCUUCUCUUCUACCGCCGCCGCUCCGAACGUCCCCUGGGCAACAAGGAGCUGCAAGAGUUGGUCGAAGCCUACAAGAACCCCCCUGGUAGUGAAUCCGGCGCAUCCUCUCCCACCCAGUCACCUACGGGGGAAGGCCAGCGUCUUGGCGACUCUUCCCGCAAUGGGUCGUCGAGCGCCUUGGUCGGAGCCGGAGCAGCUCCCCGAGCGGGCAAUGGUUCGCCAGUUGAGAACCCGGGGGCGAGUGAGGAAUAUUCCACCACCGACGACAGCGACGCGGACUCUGAUGACGGCCAAGGUAUGAGACUCACCAACAACGGCCUCGAGGCCCUCGGACAGGCAUCCGAUCCCCUCGAUUUCUCCCAGGAACCCUCUUGGUCUUUCGGCAACUUGACCGGCGCUCACGCUAUCUCACAGAUAACUCCUGGUAAUGCGCCACUUGAUGACAGCGGCCUCUUUGACGACGAUGACGAGAUCGACAGCAAUCUGGCCGUUGGUGACGAUGACCUGGACCCGGAUACCCGCAUGAUCGAGUUAGAAGAUUCUCACUCUGUCCACCCGGAUCGUGCAUCGUUCGAAGAUGUCUCCCACCUCAUGGAUGACGACUCUGACGAUGAGCUACCCGUUGUGGAGCUACGAGUCGGCGACGAGGACAAGAUGGCCUCGGAUUGA
Messenger RNA from Penicillium olsonii, 4134 nucleotides. NCBI's taxonomy places the organism in Eukaryota, Fungi, Ascomycota, Eurotiomycetes, Eurotiales, Aspergillaceae. The record is from the annotation of a GenBank genome assembly.